AUGACGUCAGCAGCAACAAUGACGUCCCUACCAACAACGUCACCCUCUGCUGCGCUCACGGCUCCCCGUCACACCCUAUCAUCAAGUUCACUCUCUUUCCCUGUGAGGCGCGAGGGCCACCAGCGGCAGCUCCGGAGUUUGACGGUCCAGCGCAGGAGUGCAGGAGGUGUGGUGAGGGCAUCGAACCAGGGUGAAGGCGGUCAGGGGCGCGGGCAAGCGGCCGAGAAACGCCCGCUAUUUACCAAGGACGACGGGCCAUAUUUCGCCAAAGCUCUAGGGGGGUGCGUGGUGGGAGCGGUGGUGAUCAAGUAUGGAAGCCUCUUUAUUGUGCCGCAGCUUACCGAAUCGCCCAGCUUGGCCGUUGCCCUCACAAUCAUCAUGUCCCCUGUUGUACUCUCUGCCAUUUUGCUUGCAUAUGCAAGCUCAAAGUCUGACUGA
Molecule: messenger RNA, 438 nt
Organism: Closterium sp. Yama58-4
Lineage: Eukaryota; Viridiplantae; Streptophyta; Zygnematophyceae; Desmidiales; Closteriaceae
Source: the annotation of a GenBank genome assembly